AAUGUCGACGAAAUCGACGAGAAGAGAGUAACCCUAGCAGUCACAGCUGAGAUCAUUGUGCCUUCGUUUCACGAGAAGAGAGGAAAAGGAAAAAGCUUCUUCUCCAAGAUGACUUUCAAGCGUAGGAACGGUGGGAGAAACAAGCACAACCGAGGUCACGUCAACCCAAUCAGAUGCUCCAACUGUGGCAAAUGUUGCCCAAAGGACAAGGCGAUUAAGAGGUUUAUCGUCAGGAACAUUGUGGAGCAGGCUGCCAUUAGAGAUGUUCAGGAAGCUAGCGUCUACGAUGGGUACACAUUGCCGAAGCUAUAUUCGAAGGUGCAAUACUGUGUCUCAUGUGCGAUCCACUCUCACGUUGUCAGAGUCCGAUCCCGCACCAACCGCAGGGUUCGUACUCCACCGCCGCGUUUUGCCAGACGCAAGGAGGAUGCUCCCAAGCCUGGUCAACCAGGACAGGCCCCUCGUCCUGCUGGAGCUGGACCUGGAGCUGCACCGCGUGUCUGAAGCCUGCUUCUUUCUUUUUUUUUCCUAAGGAUUUUGUUUUCCUUAUGUUGGGUUUAGAAUGUACUCCCUCUGUUUCCAAUAAUUACAUGUUUUUUGAUAUUUCACAAUAUUAAUUAAGUAUUUACUUCCAAUUACAACUC
Molecule: messenger RNA, 644 nt
Organism: Eutrema salsugineum
Lineage: Eukaryota; Viridiplantae; Streptophyta; Magnoliopsida; Brassicales; Brassicaceae
Product: 40S ribosomal protein S26-1
Exons: 5
Coding region: 109-504 (131 amino acids)
Biological process (GO): translation
Cellular component (GO): ribosome; cytosolic small ribosomal subunit
Molecular function (GO): mRNA binding; structural constituent of ribosome
Source: RefSeq, a predicted model, not a curated record